ACGCGGUGCACUUCGUAGUGAUCAGUUCGAAUACGCGAAACUUGUGAAACAGACUAGAAUUAAAAUCAAAAAACGAAAAUAUUGAAUUGAUAGUGGCACAUAUAGUAGAAAAAAAAGUUAUCGUAUUAAAUACAUGCAUUUGAAAAAUGCAGGCAUUGAAAAAAGCAUACAAACUUGAAAGGCACUUUCCAUUGAAAGUGUUAUUUCUUUUGGUUUCUACAACAUUGACUUACGGACAAGAUGUUGAAUUUUGUCAAAGCGUGGAUUUCAAAGUUUGCUCAUGGUAUAUUCUAAGCACAACGCAAAUAUUACAAAAUGCGACAGAUAACAUUAUUGUUUCGCCAAGCAAUAUACAAGCACUAUUGCAGCGACCUCAGGCCAUUGGUUUACGAUUUGGAAUGGGGGAGGAACAAGAAGGACAACCAGAAAACAAAAACCCCUUUGUUGGAGUAAACGCAAUUUUUACCGAAUCAAAAGAAAACCUAAAUAAUAUCGAUUAUUUAGAAAUGUUUUAUAAUUGUUCAAUUCAAGAGAAAUCUACCAAAAAUCCGCUAAUUUCAACUUUGGACGAUAUAACUAUAAGCUUCGACGGCAUAGAAAAUUUGAAAGUAUUGGUUUUAAAUAUAUUCAGUUUUAAGGAGACUUUACAGAUAAAUUUCAAAUAUACACUAAAUAUCACGUAUUAUACCAGACCGGAUAGUAUAAUAGUACCAGCGGUGGAAACGACGGAAAAUUUGAGAUAUCACGAUUCGCAAAUUUUGGAUGCUAAAAUAUUAGAAUUACCUUACAGUAAUGGAUUUUCAAUGUAUAUACUUCUACCGCAUACCAAACAAGGUGUUAACGAAAUGAUCAAUAAUCUCGGCUACGAACAGCUUAAGCGUAUCGAAUGGAUGAUGGAAGAACGGCGUGUGAAUGUAGUAUUGCCCACAUUCAGAACUUCUUAUAUGAUGAAUAUGAGAGAGCAUAUUCAAGAGAUCUCUGAACAUCGCUUUGAUGUUGAUUUUUCGACAACAUUCAAUGUUGAAACAAAUAAAACUAACUUUUACCAAUUCACAGCUCUUCAAUUCAACGGAAGCGGCGAAGCUGUAGAGGAAGACUAUAGUAAAACUCGAUCAAAUAAGUAUGUCAAAUUCCAUGUAGAUCGACCUUUUCUUUUUUAUAUUGCGGAAAAGGAUAGGAUUGUAUGCAUAGGCAAAGUUGUAAAUCCAAUGCAAUACAAGUAGAUACUCGUUUUAAUAAUGGUCCAAUGUGUGUACAAUGGAUGAGCAAAUAAAAAAUGUAAAUGUA
Messenger RNA from Zeugodacus cucurbitae (melon fly), 1287 nucleotides. RefSeq names its product serine protease inhibitor 27A. Gene Ontology annotation, molecular function: serine-type endopeptidase inhibitor activity. Bases 147 to 1223 code for a protein of 358 amino acids. The transcript has a single exon. The record is from RefSeq and is a predicted model, not a curated record. Lineage: Eukaryota; Metazoa; Arthropoda; Insecta; Diptera; Tephritidae.